Molecule: messenger RNA, 906 nt
Organism: Echinostoma caproni
Lineage: Eukaryota; Metazoa; Platyhelminthes; Trematoda; Plagiorchiida; Echinostomatidae
Source: the annotation of a GenBank genome assembly
AUGGAAAGGCGAACCGUCUCUUGGCCGGUUUCUCGGAAUCGGAACACACCGUUCGUCAUGGACCGAUUGAGCCAAGAAGUUCAAGAGAUUCUUGGCGCCGAACGAAUCAACGACGACUCGAACAUAGCAGACGUAUGGGAAGCGCUGGAGGAAAUCUCCGCCAAGGCGCACGAUAUAGUCACGCUCAAGCGCACAUUUUGGAGCCGGGUGCAGAGUACCAAUGAACCCGCCGACAGUUACGCCGCUGCGGUUCGACUCCUUACCGCCAGGGCGUUUCGCGAGUACCCAGGCACCUGGUCGAUGCAUUACUCCAAGCAACGUAAUCAGAUCGCCCGAGUACCCCGAUCCGGCCAGUCAGAGACCGUGGCAAUCCACAUCUCCAUUCAGCACACUCCGCACGCAAUGCUCACCGGUCGAGAACUCCGGCUGCCGACAUAUCUAACUCUCCCUGUGAUGCCUCCAGACCCGCUACUUGCAACGGAGUUCGCCUGGAAGCUGCGGCAUCAUCUCGGGCGGGCACACGAAUUGACACGGAAACAUCUGGCAAGUGCCCAUCGUUCUCAGGAGGAAUGUUACGAUCACAAAGUUUCCGGACAUCCAGUGCAGCCGGGAGAAUCAGUGUUCCUUCAUCAACCCAUUCCUCCAACAGGCCGACGAACAAAACUACAUAAAGAAUGGGCGGGGUCGUACGUGGUACAAGAGGUUCUCUCAGAAACCAUCUGCCGAUUGAAACCAGCAAUUAGGGCGUCGGAUAGUACCCGCUUACUACGAGACAACCUGUCUGUACCAGAAGUAGGUGCCGAGAAGGAAGUUACGACAGCCGACCAGGAAGAAGGCCUUGAAAGUGCUAUGGACAGCACUUGUCUACCCGGAGGAGGGGAUGAUGUACUGGCGAUAGUACGCUAG